AUGGCAACCCCGGUGGUGAAGCCGAAGCCCCCGUCAGCCACUAGUAUACCAGCUAUCCUGAAGACGUUGCAGGACGAGUGGGAUGCCGUAAUGUUGCACAGUUUUACGCAACGACAGCAGCUGCAGACUGCGCGGCAAGAGCUGAGUCACGCUCUGUACCAACACGACGCUGCGUGUCGUGUGAUUGGACGACUCACUCACAAGGAGGUGACAGCCGCGCGUGAGGCCUUGGCCACACUCAAACCCCAGGCCGGCAUCGCGCAGCCUCCCGCCGGUAUUCCACAGCCUGCUAUUGCGGUGGAAGCAGCUGGUGUUGCGGCCCAACCGACGGAGCAGGCCGGCAUGACUCCAGAGAUUAUACAGAAGCUGCAGGACAAGGCCACGGUCCUGACACAGGAGAGGAAGAAGCGAGGUCGGACCGUGCCCGAGGACCUGGUGUCACAUGACACAGUGCGCAACUUCCACACGUUAGCAUCCCAUCCGGGGUUGCACAGCGCCAGCGUGCCGGGUAUCCUGUCCCUGGACAUCCACGCAGCAGACACCAGCAAGAUCCUGACUGGAGGCAACGACCGCAAUGCCACCGUCUUCAACAAGGAUACAGAGCAAGUGGUCGCCAUACUCAAGGGCCACACCAAGAAAGUCACCAGGGUCGUUUACCACCCAGAAGAGGAUAUUGUGAUAACAGCCUCUCCGGAUACCACUAUCCGAGUGUGGGAUGUGCCCAACUCACAGCCGCUGCAGUUGUUGCGAGCCCAUGACGGCUCGGUGACUGGUCUCUCUCUGCACCCUACUGGCGACUAUGUGCUGUCCACAUCCACAGACCAGCACUGGGCCUUCAGUGAUAUACACACUGGCCGGGUGCUCACCAAGGUGGCAGAUGAGAGCUCGACAGGGGGUAUAGCUCUGACCACGGCUCAGUUCCAUCCUGACGGACUCAUCUUUGGCACCGGAACUUCCGACUCGCAAGUCAAAAUCUGGGAUCUCAAAGAACAGUCUAAUGUUGCCAACUUCCCUGGUCAUUCUGGUCCCAUAACAGCGAUCUCAUUCUCUGAGAACGGUUACUAUCUCGCUACGGCUGCGGACGACUCCUGUGUCAAACUGUGGGACUUGCGAAAGCUCAAGAACUUCAAGACGCUGCAGCUGGACGACGGUUAUGAAAUCAAGGACUUGUGUUUCGACCAGAGCGGAACCUACCUGGCCGUGGCUGGCACAGAUAUCAGGGUGUACCUCUGCAAACAGUGGCAGGAACUGAAGGUGUUCAACGAUCACACGGCCAUGGCGACCGGAGUGAGGUUCGGCCGGAACGCCCAGUACAUCGCCUCCUCCAGCAUGGACCGGACACUGAAACUGUACGGACUGUGAGUCCCGCAACCUCACGUGUGAUGGACAUCUGUGUAUAUAUUAGAGAUAAGAAGACAUGGAGUGAAUUGGCUGAGUUUAAAGUGUACCUAGAUUAUGAUUAUCCUCUUUCCACAAAGUGUAGGAUAGACAGGUUCAAUGAUUGUUUGGGUGUGAUUGAAAUUACAUUUUUCUGUAAGCGUACGUUUUUAUGUAAGUUAAAAAUAUUUUAGUUCCCGAUUACUGUAAAAUUUAUGAGUUUAUCUUUACAAUUUUAUAACCUGAGACAAAUACUACAUCAUAAAUUACUUUAACGUACACGAGGGUUAUUAUGAAGUUUGUGAUUUGUGGAAGCAUAUUAUACUAAGUUGUAGUGUUUAAUUUUGUUUCGUUUUAAGUAAUUAGUCAUAAUUUAAGUGUAAACAAAAACUGCCAAAAAAUAUUACUCUCUUAGUAUUAACAAGAUUUCAGGUUUUAAACUACGCAUUAAGUUAUAACUUACUAUGCAAAAUUAGUGAUAUAAAUAAAUAUAGGAAUUAUGCUAAGGUAUUUCCAGUCCAAUUUUAGGUUUUUUCACACAAUAUGAGGAUUCUUCUAAGAAAGAAAUUUAUCAUCAGGUGCACAAUUUUUGAUGGGGUCGAAAUGGGUUCGUUUAAAUAAGAUUAAAAAGACUAAGUAAUAAAUAUUUUCACACAUUGUGUUUUUAGCUGUUCAUGUUUAUAACCAGUGAUCUGACACGUAAAUAAUGUUUAUGUCACUAUCAGCCAAUGUUAUGAAUAGGCUGAAAGCCCUAAUUUUCAGCCAAACAAUUGGUCCUUAUAUGGUUAGCUGAAGCUGGUUUAACUUUUAUAGUACAGUUUGUCUACAAAGUCAUGUCACACUUUAUUUACAGAAGUAACAGUAAAAGAAUAAGAUGAACAUUUGAUCAAAGAGUACUUUAAAUGGUUUAAGUCAUUUUAACUUAGCCAUGAAUAGACCUGAAGAAGUCCAAGCGAACUUUGAUCUCCUCCCAUGCCUUGAUCAGAUCAGAAUUUCUGGGUAACUGAUUCAAUCGCAGCUCGGAAUCGUUGCUUUCAGCAUCAAUAUUUUGAAUUUGUUCACUAUUCACUUUAACAAAGCCCCAUAAAUUAUUGAAGUCAAGUGAAUGUGAUGGACAAGUCUUCCACUCAACUCGACCAAUCCAACUUCCAGGCAACUUCUCGUUCAAAAAAUCACGAACAAUUCUGUAAUAGUGGGAAAAUCUCCAUCAUAUUAAAAAAAUCAAAUUUCCAUUUGAUGAGCAUAAUGUUCUAACAUAUCAAAAUAAAUUAAUCUGUUACUAGUGUUUUUAGCAAAGAAAAAUGGACCAAUAAACAGUCUCGGGAAAGAGCACACCGAACGUUUAUUUUAGGCGAAUCACGAUGAUGUUACAAAAGACGUUAACCAGACAUUUCGAGAUGACAACUAAAUCAAUAAAAACAAAACUUUAUAAACUGGUGUCUUAAUUCACAUCUGUUUCACGUACAAGUAAUCAAUAAUAAAGUACUUAUAAACAAUUAAAAGUGUAACAUGGCUUUGUCGACACACUGUACUGUUUAAUGAUUAGUUGAAAGUGUGUCAAGCUAAAAUAAAUAUGAUUGAGAUAAAUUAUCGUUUGAUAUUUUUGAACCUUAUCCAUCUUCUUUCCCAUUUCGGCCCUCCCAUCUAAACUUGUUGUGGUUUAUGACUAAUUUCUUUUGUAAGAGAAAUUCCUGUUGAUUUUGCGGACAACUAGUUUGUGACUUAUACAAUGCAAAUUGCUCUUAGCUUCUUAUCUUAUUUGUUCUGAUUGUCUAUUCACACUUUUUAGGUGUUAAGUUCACGCCAUACUAGCCCAAUCUAAUGCUUUAAUAGAUUUACAGUAUAUAGUGAGGGGAAGGUUUUGUAUCUCUGUCUGAACUCUUGUCCAACUUUCAAUUAUCGACUUAAUAAUUUGGCCAGACAAUAUUCACUGUUAAAUACGGUAUUGUUUGGGAAUAAGGUAAUUUGUUUCCUUAAUUUAAAUGCUAUUUUAUUUUAUUUUGUAUUCUGAUUGGAACUGUUAGAGCUUGAAUAUUUACGUAAUUAAUUCAUUGCAUAGUAAUUUAUUCUCGAUAGAGCAUACAAUAGUUGUUGAGAAUUCAUUCACGCCAAUUCAGUAAUGAUUUCACACCUAAGUUUCUAGUUCUCUGAACUAAACAUUCUAAACACUCAAGUGUUUUGUUUUUAAUUCAUGAAUUUGUUAUAUUUAGUCAUACAAUUUUAUAUCAAGUAUAGGUUCUUAGCAUUUGAUUCAAAGUCAAUAAAAGCAAGACUAUCA
This is a messenger RNA of Homalodisca vitripennis (glassy-winged sharpshooter), 3655 nucleotides long. RefSeq names its product pre-mRNA-processing factor 19 (gene Prp19). Gene Ontology annotation, cellular component: Prp19 complex; U2-type catalytic step 1 spliceosome; cytoplasm. Gene Ontology annotation, molecular function: protein binding; ubiquitin protein ligase activity. The record is from RefSeq and is a predicted model, not a curated record. Gene Ontology annotation, biological process: DNA repair; mRNA splicing, via spliceosome. NCBI's taxonomy places the organism in Eukaryota, Metazoa, Arthropoda, Insecta, Hemiptera, Cicadellidae.